Messenger RNA from Dinoponera quadriceps, 649 nucleotides. RefSeq lists its product as uncharacterized. Gene Ontology annotation, biological process: sensory perception of smell. The transcript is spliced from 6 exons. Lineage: Eukaryota; Metazoa; Arthropoda; Insecta; Hymenoptera; Formicidae. The record is from RefSeq and is a predicted model, not a curated record. Gene Ontology annotation, molecular function: odorant binding. The coding region runs from base 107 to 505 and encodes 132 amino acids.
GGCAACUCCGAUUUAAGCGUAAGACUUAGGUUAAGACCGACAUUGGAGCUCGGGGCUUCAUUCAGGACAGUUCCGGGAUUUCCAAAGGUCGAAACAGAAGUCGAACAUGAAGAUCAUCGCCGUUAUACUCGCAGUCUCCUUCGUCGCCGUUCUGGGUGAACUCACGAACGAGCAGAAGGAAAAAGUAAAAGUGUACGAAGAACGCUGUAUCAGUGAAUCCGGCGUCGAUCCGAACGUCGUGAAAAAUGCGAAAGAAGGUACGGCCGAUGAAAGUGACGAGAAACUUGCCUGCUUUACCACAUGCAUGUUCAAGAAAUUUGGAAUUAUGAAGGAGAAUGGAGAUAUCGACGUAGAAGUGGCUCGCACAAAGAUACCUCCGGGAGUAUCACAGGAGGACGCCGAUCGCGUGAUCAAUAAUUGCCAAGGCAUUACUGGAACCGGUUGCAGGAAGGGAGCAAACCUGGCGAAGUGUAUUAUGGAGAAUAAGCCCUCUGUCUCGCAUUAAAUGUUGGAUGACACGAAACUUCAGCUUUCCUGUUAGAUAUAAUUAGAUUUAAGUUAGUUGAUGUUAAAUUGACGUUUUGUGCAUUAAUGUACAGAAUUUUGUUUCUAAAUAUGUUUUAUGAGGAAAUAAACGUAGUGUGCUCUG